GCGAGGGAAAGAGUUGUAAACGCAAAGCGCGUGCUGGAAAAGCCGAGGCGUAGGGCUGAGAGCGCAGCGCGAGCACCGGAGACCAGCAGGGGCAUCUCUCGUCACAACAUCCAGCCUCUCAUCCACCCGCUCUCCAUUUAUUCGCGAUUUUUUUUUCCGUUUUUAUCGUUGAAGCCUGAAUCGUAGGAAGCGAUAGGGCCCGAGUUCCGCAGCGAGGCUUUUGUUAGCCCGUGUUGGGGGCAGCUACUGUUGUCCCUCAGCGGGGGAGCGCGUUAUCAUCUUUAGGUUAUUUGGGAGGCAAAACCGCAGCCUUUCACCGCGUGUUCGUUAAAUAUCGAUUUUAGGUGUGUUGUUGCGUAAUUUCGGAUCUGGUAAAACCGGAUUACCUGGGAUUUUUUUUUAAAACAGCGUCGCGGGUCUUUGUGUGGCUUCUGCUUCGUGUCCCUGUUUGCAAGCUACCAGAAGUUCCGCACUCCGAGCUCCAAAACAUGUGCUCCCGGGUGUGGUUUAUCACAGACCGGCGGAUCAGCCAGGAGUACCCGCAGGUCCAGAUCCUGCGAGCUCUGAAGGAGCGCUGCGCCGAGGACGAUGUUGAAUUCCGCUAUCUUCUAAUGGAUGAGAUCGUCCUGACCAUCACGGAUGGACAGCUCGGUCUGCGGGUUGGGCAGGAAAUCGUUACAUCAUACCCGCAAGUUGCUGUGGUGCGCGUUCCGACCCCAUGGGUCCAGUCGGACAGCGACAUCACUGUUCUGCGUCACCUGGAGAAGAUGGGCUGUCGUCUGGUCAACCGGCCUCAGGCCAUCCUCAACUGUGUCAACAAGUUCUGGACCUUCCAAGAGCUCGCCGGGCAUGGAGUGCCUCUGCCAGACACGUACUCCUACGGAGGACAUGACAACUUUCGCAAGAUGAUCGAUGAAGCCGAGCCGCUGGGUUACCCCGUGGUGGUGAAGAACGCUCGUGGACACCGAGGUAAAGCUGUGUUCCUGGCCCGGGAUAAGCACCACCUCUCAGACCUGUGUCAUCUGAUUCGCCAUGACGCCCCGUACCUGUUUCAGGAGUAUGUGAAGGAGAGCCAUGGGCGGGAUGUGCGGGUGGUUCUGGUCGGGGGGAGAGUGAUCGGAUCCAUGCUGCGCUGCUCUACCGACGGACGCAUGCAGAGCAACUGCUCACUGGGUGGGGUGGGAAUGAUGUGCCCCCUCAGUGAGCAGGGGAAGCAGCUGGCUGUGCAGGUGUGCAAUAUUUUGGGGAUGGACGUCUGUGGAGUUGACCUGCUGCAGCUAAACGACGGUUCCUUUGUGGUGUGCGAGGCCAACGCCAACGUGGGCUUCAUCGCGUUCGACCAGGCUUGUGGGAUGGACGUGGCAGGCAUCGUGGCCGACUACAUCCUCUCUCUUCUGCCAAGCCGCCUCAGCAGGAAGAUGUCGCUGCUUUCUGUGGUCUCCAGCACCAGCGAAACCAGCAGCGAACCCGAGGGGUGUAUCCCGACCGAGGUGAUAAUCCCCACGGAGGUGUGUAUUCCCAAUGAGAUCUGCCCACCUGGCGCUACCUGUGCCAUCACUGACGCCGUCUCCACCAUGAGCACAAGCUCCACCUCCAGCGAGAGCGAGGUGGAUCUAACGGAAACAGGCCCCGCUCCCGUCACUGCAGAUCCCGCCUACAAUAUCAACUCCCUUCUCGCGAGUGAGAUAAAACUGUUGACUGAGUUUACUGUCUUACCAAAACACUUCUCUGGUUGAGUGCCGCUCUGCCCGAUACCAUCCAUCAGCUUACACAGAAAUGGAGAUGGAGCUCAUGACGAAGAGCUUUCAAUGCAAGAGUUUCUCAUUGAGACAGUACACCUCUGCAUGACUAGUCUGCCACAUCCUGAAUUACAUAACAAUUGUCUCUCCCCUCAGUUCAUGUCCAAGCACCGCCCUUGAGCCCACCCAUAGACCGUCCCACAGGAAGUAAACAGGGCUCAACGCCAGCCUCAGAUUUUAGCAAACGUUUGUUUCCAUUCUCUACUGAAGUGGAAGUUAUUGGCGGUCAGCCUCUGGAGAGGUUCUAGAACUUUGAAGUCUACCAGUGGCUCUCAAUCUAAUGGACCUUGGAGAGAUUUAAUAUUAGCACAGCACUGUGUUGAUUUUUGCAGAUGUGUUUCUAUGCAUGUCUCACCUAUAUUAGCCUGUG
Molecule: messenger RNA, 2169 nt
Organism: Sinocyclocheilus rhinocerous
Lineage: Eukaryota; Metazoa; Chordata; Actinopteri; Cypriniformes; Cyprinidae
Product: beta-citrylglutamate synthase B
Exons: 7
Coding region: 489-1736 (415 amino acids)
Biological process (GO): protein modification process
Cellular component (GO): cytoplasm
Molecular function (GO): ATP binding; N-acetyl-L-aspartate-L-glutamate ligase activity; metal ion binding
Source: RefSeq, a predicted model, not a curated record